Molecule: messenger RNA, 1117 nt
Organism: Anguilla anguilla (European eel)
Lineage: Eukaryota; Metazoa; Chordata; Actinopteri; Anguilliformes; Anguillidae
Gene: orc6
Product: origin recognition complex, subunit 6
Exons: 7
Coding region: 94-864 (256 amino acids)
Biological process (GO): DNA replication; DNA replication initiation
Cellular component (GO): nuclear origin of replication recognition complex
Molecular function (GO): DNA binding
Source: RefSeq, a predicted model, not a curated record
UUUGGCGCGAGAUUUCAUUCUCUGGUAAGAGUGUUAGUCUAUAAUCUAAGGUCUUAGUCAGCGGGCUGCAGUAGCAGGCAGUAAAGAUUGGAAAUGGAAAAGGGAAUGUUUAUUAAACUUGCGGGGAAGAUGGGUAUAACGUCUACAAAAAUAAUAAGCCAAGCAGAGGAAUAUAUGAGGUUGUGUCAAGUCAAAUGCACCGGCCUCAGGAACUUAACAGUGACGAGUAAAGCUGUCAUAUGCCUCGAUCUGGCCGCGAAGGUCAUGAGAUUCCCCCUAGACAAAGAAUAUGCCGUUAAACUGUCUGGGUUAAAUACGAGAACUUAUCAGAGCAAUUUAAAAUCUAUGGAGUGUAUGCUGGGCCUGGAAUCAAACCUGGGACUCCGAGACCUGGCCGUGCAGUAUGGGUGCACCGAGUCUGUGAAGGCUGCCGCCAUUAUGCUGAAAAGAUAUGAAGAGAGUCUCCCUGAAGCCCAGAGGCUGGACAUAGACCUAUCAAAGCCCCUGUUCACAACAGCAGCCCUAUUCACAGCCUGCAAAUGCAUGAAAAUCAAAGUGAACAAGAAAAUGGCAGCCUCAUCGGGAGCCAAAAGGGGGAUCUUCGACCGGCUGUGCACCCAGCUGCAGAAGCUGGGGCAGGAAGUCUGCAUUGAGCGGCCUCCGCUUAAGGUGCCAUCAAGGACUCUUCAGAAAAGGCCAAAAUCACUGCAAGAGCGUAUUGAGCAGGAAGAACAAGAGGACGAGCUGUCAGCUUCUCCAAAAAAACAGAAAUGUGACCCAGAGGAAUGUGUGAAAGAGGACUAUGAAGAAUGGAAGAGGAGAAUUCUGGAAAAUGCCCUCAAAGCCAAGAAAGUGGAUGCAUAGAUUUAUUUUUAAUUUGUACAUUUUAUGUUAAUUGUAAAGUUUGUUCAUUGUUUGAGUUUGAUGGGGGAGGUGCCAAGUUUGACCUUCUAGAGGGUAGCAAAGUUUCCGAUCUUUGAUGGUAAUUGUAAUGUGGACAAUUAUAGUUAAAUUGUAGUAUUGCCUCCUUAAGUGAUGACAGGAAUGUACCAUAUAUGAAUUUGUACAAUGAUGGUGCAUGUUAAAGCCUUUGAAGAUGUGAAAUCUCCAAUUGCAA